GCCGAACCAAGCCUGCACGCAGUGGCGUCCUCUCGCAUGAGUCGCGCGAUCGUCUGUUGUUAGUGCUGUAGGAAUCAAGCAAGAAACGACAAGACGUGUUGCCACCGUUGCAGUUACACCUGACACCAUGAGGGAACAUUCGAUAAAGCGAGGCUCCGACGACCUCUUGUCGCAGACGGGCGCAGUGAGCAAUGGCUCAGUAAUGAGUCCGCAGCCAAAUCAUGCGGACAACAACAAUGACGCCAAGAAGGUGAAACUGGACAAAAACAAUGGCAAACCGUCCAAGGUGAUACACAUCCGCAACAUCCCUAACGACGUGACAGAGGCUGAAAUCAUCCACUUGGGGAUACCAUUCGGUCGAGUCACCAAUGUGCUUGUCCUCAAAGGAAAGAAUCAGGCAUUCCUGGAGAUGGCUGACGAGGUCGCAGCGUCCACAAUGGUGAACUACUUCACAUCAUGUGUGGCGCAACUUCGCGGCCGAGCAGUCUAUGUGCAGUUUUCCAACCACAAGGAACUCAAGACCGACCAGACGCAUUCCAACGCGAACGCGUCGGCACAGGCUGCGCUGCAGGCCGCUUCCGCCUUGUCUGGUCAGAACGAGACCCAAGGCGGACCAAACACAGUACUCCGUGUCAUCAUCGAGCACAUGGUCUAUCCAGUUACUCUAGAUGUGCUCUGUCAGAUUUUCACGAGAUUUGGCAAGGUUUUGAAGAUCGUCACUUUCACCAAAAACAAUACGUUCCAAGCUUUGAUUCAGUAUCCAGAUGUAAUCACAGCUCAAGCUGCCAAGCUGUCUUUGGAUGGUCAGAACAUCUACAACUCAUGCUGCACUCUUCGGAUUGAAUACUCGAAGCUAACAAGUUUAAAUGUGAAGUACAACAAUGACAAGAGUCGUGACUACACUAAUCCAAGCUUACCUACUGGAGAUCCUGGCCUUGAUGCAACACUGGCUUUGGGUGGUGAGCUGUUGCCACAGCUACUUCUAGGCGGUGCUGGUGGAGCUCGCCAUCGUGGAAUUGGUCAAGAUUCAGCUACAGCAGCUGCUGCCCGUCUCCCUCCACCAGGUGCUCCAGGUGUCCUGGCUUCACCAUUUGCAGCCAUGCAUGGUCUUGGCUCACCGCUUACCUCGCCGUAUGGCAACUCCGCAGUUGGAGGUCUGGGAGCAGCUGGGAUGCCUCUAGCUGGUUUCCAGAUGGCUGGUGCAGCAGCAACCACUGCUCUUGGUGGCGCUGGAAUUCGCUUGGCUGGCUCACUAAAUACUGGUGGAUGUGUACUGCUUGUCAGCAAUCUGAAUGAAGAGAUGGUCACGCCUGAAGCUCUCUUUACCCUAUUUGGUGUGUAUGGCGACGUACAGCGUGUGAAGAUCUUGUACAAUAAAAAGGAUAGUGCCCUUAUUCAGAUGGCUGAACCACACCAAGCUCACUUGGCCAUGACACACUUGGAUAAAUUGAGAGUAUUUGGGAAGCAGAUACGUGUAAUGCCUUCUAAGCAUCAGACAGUUCAGCUGCCAAAGGAAGGACAACCAGAUGCUGGCCUUACAAAAGAUUUUACAAAUUCAGUUCUGCAUCGUUUUAAGAAACCUGGCUCCAAGAAUUAUCAGAACAUUUAUCCACCAUCACCAACGCUUCAUCUUUCCAACAUUCCCCCAACAGUUUCUGAAGAAGAAAUUAAAGAAGCUUUUACAAAGAAUGGCUUCACUGUGAAAGCAUUUAAAUUUUUCCCAAAGGACCGUAAGAUGGCACUUAUACAGCUUCCUUCAGCUGAUGAUGCUGUUGCAGCUCUCAUUAAAAUGCACAAUUACCAGCUGAGUGAGUCCAAUCAUCUGAGAGUCUCGUUCUCAAAGUCCAACAUAUAAAUACACCCAAAUGUAUUAUCUUCGAAAAUGUGUCUUGCGUGUGAAUUAAGAGGAAAUGCUGAAUUUAGGUGUACGAGCCUGAAUUUAAUGUGUGUGCUUUCAUACUUUGAUGGUACAUUGUAUUUAUCAGGGAAAGACGAUUCGCUAUUUUCAAAACAUUGCAUAGCAAAUGUAAGGAAAUGCAAUGAAGGGACAAUGAAUGUUAAUUGGAAAGUCAGUUUUUAAAACCUUACUGUAGGACAUAUGUUUUACUCAUGUCAAUUGAUCAUUAUUCUGCUACUCAUGAAUUAGAUGCACAGAAUUUAAUUUCUUCCCUUUAUAAAAUUAAAAACCACAAAUUAAUUAUGGAAGGAGUUGAGCACUUGAUAUUAAAGUGACAUAUUUUAAUAGCUGUGGUAUAACUUACAACAUUUCAUUGAUGGAUGUAUAUCAUUUAUGUCCAACCAUUUCCUAUUUUCUUCCUACCCAUCAUUCUUUUGCACUAAUUCUUGUGUUUCACUGUUGCGUUCACAGCGGUCACUUUUUUGCUGUUUGUGUACAAUUAGAGUGAAACAGGGUUGGCUAGUUGAUAUACUUGUAGCCCAGUUAUUAAUAGUAAUACAACAAGGAUAGUGUUUCCUUAUGUGUAUACAUAUAUGUGUAUUGUCCAUUAUAUUCUUGAUACCCCUUUAUAUUACAAAGGUGACGGUUGUACUGAAAUUUGUUUCUGUUCAGCAUCAGAUGUUUAUUGGACAGUGACUCUGACAUCUAUCUUUAUGCAUUUCUUUACUUUUCCAAUGAUGUCUCUGUCAGCAUUGUGUAAUAAGAUAUUACCUGAAAUGGUAAGAGCUUUCCAGCAACAAUACUGGUAAUAAAAAAAAAGCUUAAUUUUGGUUCAUUUGUUGAUUUUUUUUUUUUUUCACUUUUUAUGCAUCGAAGUAAUUUGCUCGUGUAAAAGUAUUUUUCUGUGUCCUUCCUUAUUUUCUGUGUAAUCUAUCCUUCCAGUUUUGUUCUAAGUAUCAUAAGAAGUUGUACAACACAAAGAUUGCUAUGUUAGAGUGUACUGGUUCGGCAUGAUACAUUGUGUCUGGACAAAGUAACAAAUUUCAGUACGUGAUGCUCUAUACUUUCAAGUUUGCUAAGCUGUGCUGUGUAUUGUGUAACACUGUUGGUUUGUGUGGAAGGUGCAUAAUAUUGCUCUGAAAAGACAGAGCAUCUCUUGCAAAUCAUCAUUGUCAAUCAGUUUUAUGUAUGAGUGUGUCUGGGAUUUUUGUGUUAUACCUUUAUAUUUUGCUGAAUGUCAGUUUUAUUUGCAACAGUAAACCACAAAAUAUGAAAGAGAAAGAGAGAGGGAAAGAAAGCAAGUGAAACCUACCUGACCUGUCCUGAGUUAUACACAAUAGCGGUUUACGAUAUGUGUACGGUAUUUUGAUUUAAAGUUUGAAAAUUAUAGAAUGGUUACAAAAUUGUGUUAUGUGAUCAAAUUCAUAACAGUAAGUACAUAUUAUGUUUAAACGACAUAAUGGUGUGCUAAGAAGACAGCAUGUAAAGUCAGUGAAGGGUAUGUAAAUCACCUAGCCUGAUGAAUUGGAGGAAUAAAGCUAAUUUUUUUAACGGAUGCUUAGAGACUAUUAUGUGCUGUAUUGAAAAUACUUCGUGUGCUUGUUUACGUAUGUAUGUGUAAAUUGAAUGCUAAUGCUGAUGGUAUUUUUUUCCUUUAUGCCCAAGUCUUAAGUAACAUUUUGUUAGAUUUAUUAUCUUGGAAGUGUCACAAAUUUCAGUGUCAGUAUUGCUAGUAAAUUUGGGGCAGAUUUCAUAUAUGUUUGGAAACAUUAUUUGUGAGUGUUCAGAGAGCAGUUUUAUAUUUUACAGUAAUUUUAAUGUAUAAAGAAAGAAGUUUUUACAUUUUUUGCACAUACUUUCUUUAACAAAUGUUGCUGCUGUUAAUAUUCUCUCGUGCUCAGUUGUGUUCUUUCACAAGUCUCCCUUAAACUAAUGGAGAUAAAGUAUCAUUCCAAGCAUCUGCAUACAUUUUUCGGAAUACUUCAUGACUGUGUUCUGCAAUUGACUUGCCUGCAGUUAGAACUGCAAAAUAAUUCAGUUGGGAAAUGCUUCAUAAAAAUUUUAAACUUGCUACAAUGUAUGUGGUAUUGUGAUGGGCCAGUUUGUUUAGAAUAGGAUUUGUUAGAUUUCUUAAUUUGCCAUGAACCGUUUGUAAAUGGCAGUCUGUUGUAAUUAGUUUAAAUGUUAGUAGCAUAGGUUUUUAUAUAAGUGGUCUGAGUUAUAUAUAUAUAUAUUCAAGAAUCGAAAGAUGCGUAAAUGUCAUAAGUUGUUCAGGCUUUUUAUCUUCAUUCUCCCCGCGCUCCCCAACCCCGAUAUGUAUAAACUUAGUGAAAAAGAUUUGGGAGUAUUAAGAGUGGAAUGAGAUUUAGUUUUUACAGAGGCUGAAAAAUCGUGUAUUAUAAUGACAUAUAAAGACACUGUAGUAAACCAGGAUCUUUUCAUUUCUGUUGUCUGUUAAUUAGAAACUAUUAACGAUAUUGAAUAUUACCUACCUUAUCGUGUCCUUUCCUCUUCUUCCAUUUCAGUUAAUGAUGGUCAGGCAGAUAUUUUGAAUUGUUAAAUCUUGCAACUAUUGAAGCAUGUGGCAUCAACAAGUCUUAAGAUAAAGUAAAUCGUGAACACAUGCACUCGCAUAAUCUUGUGAUAUUUAUCAUAUGUAAAUCACCUAAAACCUGCUUUCACAAGGUAAUUUUUAAACUUGGUCAGUUCGCACUAACAGCGGAUGUUACUUAAAGUGAGCCAAGUAAAUACUGCCGUUUGCUUUAGUUCUUACUACUUAAAAAAUGUUCAAAUUUUAUAACUUUUUAGCAUUCAAGAAUUGAUGGUGCUUUCUGUAGCCCUGAAUAUAUAAAAAAAAAAAAAAAUUUCCUCAAAUCAUGUAUCUUCAAAAUGAUCAGUGUGUUGAUAUAUUUGAAACAGUAUUGUUAUCAUAGCUUUAAUCUGAGUUACAUGUGUGACAAAGUAAUGAGUAUUAUAUUUAUCAAACAGAAAGGGGUGUUUAAUUAUAGGGUUGGUUGUGCAGACCAAUUCACACACACAUACACACAAUUGAGUCUCUUUUCUAGCAGCAAAAUAUUUUAUAAUGUUCGUAACUAUGACCUAUAGCUAGCUGACAAUCACCCAUUAUGAACACAAAGAUUUUAAAAAAUUCCUACCUACCUAAUGAUUUACAGAAGAGAAUGAAAUCAUAACAGCAUAAGGAAUAAAUGAUCUGCAUUUUGUAAUCUGAUUACCCUGAAAAUUGUCAAGUUUUAAAUGUAAUCCUUGGCUGAGAUGAAAUAGGGGGAGGGGGGGGGGUUGUUGUUUUAAAUGUAUUGCCUGCAAAAUAUCGUACAUUUGUCCGAAUCCCGCGCCCCCUCCCAUACAAUUGUGAUACUUCAUUCUUGAAAGGUCUUUGCCUGAGAAGAAAAUAGACUUUUCUGUCAUAACAUUUAGUUUCAAACUGUUAAUAAGGAUUUGAAGAAUUGGAAUUUCUUAACCCCCAUACAAACAGGGUAAUAGAUCUGAUCUUCAUUUAAUGUUAGAAUAAAUUGGGUUUUUCUUCCAAAGGCUACAUAUUAGAUCAGUGCAGUAAAUUUUUUAUCCCGAAAUAGCUUUACAGAGGGCAGAGCAUUUAUCAUUGUUGAUAUGAAGAAAGAACUAACUUGCCAGCGAAAACCUGACUCUUACUAUAUAAUAUAUAAAAAAUUGUAUAUGUAUAUUAUAUAUAAGCAACAGAACGGUGCCUCGUGUGUAAAAUGGGAUCAAAGUACACAUAGGUUAUUAAACAACUAUUUAAAUACACUUUUCUAUUUAACGUUUUUGCUUCCUAAUUAAACACUGUGUAAACUACAUAUGUCAUGUAUAUUUCCAGUAACUAAAAAGAUUGCUGUUGAAGAUAAGUUCACAGCAACUCCUGAUAAUAUGUCAAUUAACAGGUACUGGUCUGUCCCAAUCACAAUUUUCAAUGAAACUUCUGUCUUUUCUACUUUCGUCAGUUCCUGUAUACUGACAGGUUGCUUGCCUACAUACUGCAACAAUAUUACUAGAUUUCCAGCCUUCCUCUGUUGCAAUAGCUGGAUGUGAAUAUCUGUAUUAAAAUAAAUAUGCUGCCAAGUUGUCAUUUACAUUAAAUUGGUAUCGUGCUGAUGAAAGAUACCUUUUCCUAUGAAUUCAACUAAACCAUUUGGUUGUUACAACAGACUAAAGUAGUUGUGUUAAGAGGUGUUCAGUAUGUGUAACACAAAACUUGCAUUUGCAGAAACUUAUCUUCAUCUCAUAUUAGAAUAGAGUCGUGCUUUACAGCAGCAACUAGACACCUUUAAGUCCAGAUUUUGACACCUUUUAUGUACAAGCUGUUAGCAGUAUGAGAAUUUCCAGUUGAGAGUUUAGAACCAGUACCAUUAAGAGUGUUGUGCUUCUGUCACUGAUGUUAGAGUACAAAAGAGCCUUUUUUGGUCUUCCUUCAAAUGUGAACACUUUGUUUCUGAUAGACGCUAGGGGAAAUUACAUUAACCUGCACUCCUUUCCUUGCAUUCAUCUGGAAUGAAAUGCUGCCCUUCAGCAGAGUCUUCUUGGGCCACAGGUGUAAUUGAAGAAAAAAAAUUGUAGAAAGCUUUGUCAUAUGUAUAAUUUUCGUACAGUUGUUUGUUUCUGGAGUUGACUGGUACGGCAGUCAUGCAAUUUUUUACCUGAGAAUUUAAAAUGUUCUCUUUCUCUUCGGAUAGACACUGAACUAUACUUUGUUCUAACCGUGUUCUUUCAUACUUUCAUCUACAUACUGUAAUUUCAAUAAUACACAACUUAUUGCAGUCUGAGAACUACAGGGUUCUUAUCCAGUUAAAAGGGCAGAGGUUCAAUUAUAUGGAAAAUGGAGGAAGAAAUAUCACUUCUAGAAUUAUAUUUCACUGGUACAAAGUGUAGAUCAUAGGCAAUCUUUUGUAUGUAGGCAGUAGCCACACAUUUUUCUGAAGAUUUAAAGUGUAAAUCUACUUACCGUAACAGUGAAAAUACUGUUUCAUCACCUUAUUGAUGGCUGUUCUGACAAUCACUUGGACAAUUUUUUUAGUGCAUGAGAACACAAUAAUUUAUCCUUGCACUGCUGUUAAAGAUGGGAGUCGUCUUUUCAUAAGCCUGACAAUUUUUAAUUGUUGUGAAACUGUAACUGAAUCUGAUUUGUUUUCCUCAGGGAACUGUAAUCCCCUUUUUAAAACGGUGCAUUUACGGCUAGAGGGUUAAUGUACCUGGUAUUGGGCUUGCGCGAGGUUUUCCUUUGGGUUUGGGUGAUGCAUGGUACCUCUUCCAACUGUAAUGCAUCACAUUAGUGUCUUGGAUUGAAAGAAAAAUCUUUCACAUUUUAGACCAAUAAUGAAUACUGCCUGAAAGUUUGAUUGGUUACUCAGAUAAGCUCGUUUGUUAAAAUGUCAGUCACAUUGAUAUAAGCUUGGGAGUUUUCCCAUCAGUACUUCGAAAUUAAUUUUUCUGUAGCACUAUCAGUGUAUUCAAUUAAUACUUCUCAAGACUCAGUGACAUAUUUAUGAAGAUUUUUUUAUUGCUAAAAAUGAUAGUGAUACAUCAUAUUUCCUAAGAAAUUGAAGAGAUCACAUUCUGUACCUUCCACUUCCAAUAGUUUCGGUGUGUAUAUUGUCAUUUGGAUAAUAAACAUCAUCUAGAUGAUUAGGCCACAUGAGAUUUGUCCUUAAAAAGUGUGCAGUUGGUCUAAUAACCUGAAAGAUUUUUUUACCUUCAGUGGCAAAGGCCCCAAAAGUCCGUGCGUGCAUACGUGUACAUACAUGGCAUAAAACACAUUAUUCUGAAGUGAAGUGAAUGAAAAGUAAGAUUAAUUUGUGUUAUACCAAGCAAUGCAAAUUUAACAUGGGAUCAUCUGUUAUACUGUUCUCCACUGUACACACUUUCGACCUUCCAUCUCUGACAAAAGCAGCCUUGUUUUCUCGUUCAGGUUUGUUGUAUUGAAAUCUUUUUACUAUUUUUCUUUCAUUGUUUGUAGAUAAAGUACUGAUUGUUAUUUGGAGAAUGGUGCAAAAAAUACAUGACAUUAUUUCAGAAAACCUACCAUUAUAAAAUAGUUAUGCAAAGGUGUUGAUUUUGUUGCAUGUGCUGCUUGUCUGUGCUAGAAUUUUUUAAAAGUCACAUUGAAACUAUUUGCUUCUUGCUUGAUUAGGACAUUUCAGUACAUGAAGGUACGUUUAUUUGGUAGAGUGUAAUUUUUCUCUGUCAUUAACUGUGAGUUUUGAAUUGUUUUAGGGACUUAAAAUUUCUACGAUGAAGCACUGAAUUAGUAACUUUAAAGUGGGAGUAUUGUUUAUGGAACAAUUGUAUUCAUGAAAGAUUUUAGUUAUAUUUUAAGAAGCAAAUGGUGACGAGUUCCACUUUUUACGUUAUAAAUUAAGUCCAAAACAUUUUUUUCCUUUUAUGCAAUGUUGUUGAAAGUAGGUAAAUGCUUCUGUAAAAUGUGGGACCCAGUAUGAAACAAAACUUUACAGUGCCUUUUCUUGCUGCUAAAGAAGUUUUUAUAAUGGAUUGCUGUCUUUGCUCAUCUACUUUGAAGAUCAAAUUAAACUUUCUUAAUAUACUCCGAAAAACCUGUUAAACUUGUGUAGUGGUAUUGUUGUCAUAUUAACUACUGAUUUAUGUGGAAGAAAAAUUAAAUGGAAAGUGCUCAGCCAUCAUGGAACAUUACAGAUGCAUACAAUAAUUAAUUUAUAAUAGAUGUGGUUAUGUAGUGCUGGAGGCCUGUUUUUGUAAUUAGUGUAAUUUUAAAGUGAUGGUUUUCAUUUUUGAAAUCAUUUAUACAAAAGCAGCUGAUGGUUUCCCCCAUUUUUAGUUUUAAAUCAGCCUUAGUAACUUUCUUAAUCAUUACUAGAAAAUUCUUUUCUUUUGUUGCCAGUAAUCCAACAAAUUUGUCACAAAUGUUUUUAACUACUUUCUGUUUAAAAAAGAAAAAAGAAAAAAAGUUUCUGUAUCAGAAAGAGCCUUUAUUCCAGUAGUGGUUACUUCAUAACAGACCAAAAUUUUUCUAAAAGAUGAAAGUGAAGGUAGCCAAUGUCACGUGUGUUGCUGUUCUGCACAACAGCAUAACAAUGCAAUCCCUUUGUUGUGUAUCUGGAUUUGGAAAAAGAAUUAAAUUAAUCUAAUUGCAAAAAUACAGAAGAUAAGUAUAUGGAUAGUAAGUCAGUACUGUGUACUGCUUGCAGAAAAAGGAAUUCAUGGCUGAUAUACUUCAACAGUUGAUGUAUUCAGCUGCAGGAUUUAUAGUGAAGAAAGUUGGUAGUGUGUUCUUCUUUUUAAAAAAAAUAUCAUUAGAAUUAUAUUUUUAUGUCAAAUUUUGUAUGCCCUGAAUUGAUAUACAUAAUUUUUUUGUGAAAUACAAGGCAGGUUGAAUUUCUGUGAACUGUUAAGAAUGGUGCAUUUGAUUAAUGGUAUUAGUAUUAUUUCAGAAUAUAAGAUCAUUUUCAAAUGGUGUGUUUACUUUCUUUUGUAAUAAAAUCCAAAAUAAUAAUGUA
This is a messenger RNA of Schistocerca americana (American grasshopper), 9399 nucleotides long. RefSeq names its product polypyrimidine tract-binding protein 1 (gene heph). The record is from RefSeq and is a predicted model, not a curated record. Gene Ontology annotation, molecular function: mRNA binding. The coding region runs from base 128 to 1855 and encodes 575 amino acids. Gene Ontology annotation, cellular component: nucleus. The transcript has 16 exons. NCBI's taxonomy places the organism in Eukaryota, Metazoa, Arthropoda, Insecta, Orthoptera, Acrididae. Gene Ontology annotation, biological process: regulation of RNA splicing; mRNA processing.